Messenger RNA from Sturnus vulgaris (Common starling), 1661 nucleotides. RefSeq names its product NGG1 interacting factor 3 like 1 (gene NIF3L1). The record is from RefSeq and is a predicted model, not a curated record. Gene Ontology annotation, cellular component: mitochondrion; cytoplasm. NCBI's taxonomy places the organism in Eukaryota, Metazoa, Chordata, Aves, Passeriformes, Sturnidae.
CAUGCGGCUGCCGCUGCUCCGCCCGCCUCUCCACCGCGUCCGUGCCUUGGGCCGCCCGUCCGUCCGCGCCCUCAUGAACCUCCGGGAGCUCAUUUCUGCCCUGAAUGACUUCGCAUCCCCCUCUCUGGCUGAAAGCUGGGACAAUGUGGGACUGCUGGUGGAACCAAGUCCUCCCCACACUGUGAACACCCUUUUCCUCACUAACGACCUCACUGAGGAGGUGAUGGAAGAGGCAGUGCAGAAGAAAGCGGACCUCGUUCUUUCUUACCACCCUCCUAUAUUCACGCCACUCAAGCGAGUAACGUGGAAAACCUGGAAGGAACGGCUGGUGGUCCGAGCCCUGGAGAACAGAAUCGGGAUUUAUUCUCCACAUACGGCGUACGAUGCCGUACCUCACGGAGUUAACAACUGGCUAGCCAAGGGACUCGGUGCCUGUACUUCUGUCCCACUGCGUCCAUCAACUGCACCAAGCUCUCCAUCUGAGGGCACUCACCGGGUAGAGUUCUGUGCAGAUGCUGAGCAUCUGGAUGCAGUGCUGUCCAAAAUCAAAGGCAUCCCAGAGAUUUCUUGUCUAACUACUCUUCCAGCUAGGGUUGAAGGUGAGGAGCAAACACGAGUCAGUUUGAUGUGCUCUCAGAAAGGACUGCUGGAAGUGGUGGCAUUGUUGUCUCAGAACAGCCUCCUUUACCCCAAGACCGAGAUUCUCUUACUGCAGAAGCCUCUUCUUCCCCAUACUGGAAUGGGACGCCUGUGCACCCUAAGCGAGCCAGUCUCCUUGUCAGACAUAAUCGAGCGUGUCAAAGGUCACCUGCAGCUCCCCCACGUCCGCGUAGCCGUGGGGGCAGGCAGGACACUCGAAUCACCAGUGAAGAAGGCUGCUCUGUGUGCUGGUUCUGGGAGCAGUGUCCUGAAGGGAACAGAAGCUGACCUCUAUCUCACAGGAGAGAUGUCCCACCAUGAUGUGCUGGAUGCAGUUGCCAAUGGGAUAAGUGUUAUCCUGUGUGAGCACAGUAACACUGAGCGAGGCUUCCUGUCAGAGCUGCGAGACGCACUCGCCAUCCACCUACAGAACAAAAUCAACGUCAUUGUGUCUGAGAAAGACAGAGAUCCUCUCCAGGUGGCAUAGGGGGAAAAAACUGGAGAGAGAGAGAAAACUCAGUCAAUUGUGUUAUCCUGCACAGAUCUAUCCAACUGCAGAGCUUAAUGAAGGUGCUUUCAAAUAGUCCAUGAAGACUAGAGUCAAUGAAGGUGCAUUCAAUCACAGAAGGAUUGUAUUAUAGGGUCCCUCAAAGUCUGGGGUAUACUUUGUCAUGUCAGAAAAAUAAAUGUUUGUUUCAGAAUACCAAAGGCUCAUUUAAUCAAUUACUGGACUGUACUUGAAUAAAUUUACUGUUACUGCUUAAUGUUAUUAGAUACAGUUGAUAACCAUGACAUCAAGGGUUGAUUUGGGUAAAAUAUAUAAAACCUGACUUAUCUCCAGAUUUAAGCUUAUGCAGCAGUUAUACCCUACUACAGUUAUGUCAAAUCAUGUCACUGCAAGUCACUAAUAUUUUACCUAAUAAAUUUCAGAAAUAGUAGUUAAUGAAAGGAUGGAGAUUAACUGUUUGCAUUAACAGUUGUACUAAGGCACCACUCAGAUGCAAAUAAGAGAACACAAAGCA